Molecule: messenger RNA, 1533 nt
Organism: Cicer arietinum (chickpea)
Lineage: Eukaryota; Viridiplantae; Streptophyta; Magnoliopsida; Fabales; Fabaceae
Source: RefSeq, a predicted model, not a curated record
AUGGAAGCAGGGAGAAAACCUUGGCUUGUGUAUUCGAGUGGUAAAGGUCUACAUAAUCUAACACUUUGCAGCAUAUCAGAUCCAAGAAUAUCCUACUCCAUAAGGAUUCCAGAGCAAGUUGGGGCAGCAUCAAGGAUCCGUGCGCAUCAAAAUUUGUUAGUAGAUUGUUUCUUUGGCAAGUCAGACCAAUCUGCAAGAAUAUUCAGAAAAAGUAAACUAGAUAAAACUUGUCUCUCGAUUGAUUCAGACGGGCUUCCACAUGUUGAUCAGAUGAUAUGGCCAGAUGAACCCUAUUGUAGCACUUACAAUGAAGUAACGAAUAAAACAUUCCUCUUCAAAAAAAAGGAUUCUGAACCUGUUUAUGUUGACUAUGUUGCUGUUGACACCAAAACUAAGAAGAAUCUAAAUAAGGUCAACAUACGCUUUCGACAUCCUCAGAACCCAGUCAUUGGUGAUAAAUUUAGCAGUAGACACGGGCAGAAAGGUGUUUGCUCUCAGUUGUGGCCAGACAUUGACAUGCCAUUUUCUGAACCUACUGGAAUGCGGCUGGAUCUCAUUAUAAAUUCUUGUGCAUUUCCUUCUAGGAUGACGAUUGCUAUGCUUUUGGAAUUUGUUGCUUCUAAGGGAGGCAGCUUACAUGGAAAAUUUAAAGAUGCAACUCCAUUUCGUAAUUCAGUGAAGAAAGAUGAUGAGGAGUCUGGAUCCAAGUCAGCUUCCCUUGGUGUUAUGCUAAAAGAGAAGGGAUUUAAUUGCCAUGGAUGUGAGGUUUUGUACAGCGGGGUCUAUGGAACAGAACUGACGUGUGAGAUAUUUAUUGGACCUGUUUAUUAUCAGUGGCUACGUCACAUGGUUUCAGACAAAUACCAAGUUCGAUCUACAGGCACUAUUGACCAGGUCACCCGGCAGCCAAUAAAAGGACAAAAGAGUGGUGGGGGGAUACGAUUUGGAGAAAUGGAGCGCGACUCUCUACUUGCACACGGGGCUGCAUAUCUUCUGCAUGAUAGGCUCCACACCUGUUCUGAUUAUCACAUUGCUGAUGUGUGCUCCAUUUGUGGAAGCAUGCUUACGACAACAUUCCAACAGCCUCGAAAGCGGCCAGUGCGAGAGAUUGGGGGACUACGCCCUGCAAGAGCUCCAAGAAAAGUCACUUGCCAUGCUUGCCAAAGCAGUAAAGGCAUGGAGAAAGUCGCCAUGCCUUAUAUAUUUAGAUAUUUGGCAGCAGAGUUGGCUGCAAUGAACAUAAAGAUGACUCUCAAGCUAACUGACGGAGUUGACAUUUGAGGCAUGCCUCCCCUCAUCUAAAUUUUUUUGUAUCAAGCUUGAGAGGUAAAUAAAGUUUGAUCAAGAAUUGUUUUAGUCAGGACUCGAACUUGUGUUCUCUUGAACAAUUUGUCCUUAACUAAAAAUGAUUAAUCACUUGAGUCAAAUCAUUUGGUUAAAUAGAUUAUGUUCAUCAUCAAUCAUUAUCUAUCAAAUGUUCUAUAAUCAUUUAUUAAACAUCAACCAUAAUUGAUUUACUGAUAUUUUAAUCAA